Penicillium manginii is the source of this 3510-nucleotide messenger RNA. RefSeq names its product histone deacetylase hosB. The record is from RefSeq and is a predicted model, not a curated record. Bases 1 to 3510 code for a protein of 1169 amino acids. Gene Ontology annotation, molecular function: histone deacetylase activity. Lineage: Eukaryota; Fungi; Ascomycota; Eurotiomycetes; Eurotiales; Aspergillaceae. The transcript has 2 exons. Gene Ontology annotation, cellular component: nucleus.
AUGGAGCCCUUCAACUUGCAGGAUGAUGCGCGUCAGCGAUCUAUUGAUCGCCCAGGUCGCCCGCGCGAUCUGACCAACAUAGGCCACCCCCAUAAUGAUUUAGCAGACUCUUUAAACCGUCUAUCACUCGUCAAUGCUACCGCGACUCCUCUGCCCGCAUCUCCAGCUCUCCUUUCCACCCGCGAUCCCGCAUCGCGCUCUCCAGUGCCCAACCAGCGUACCCCUCGGCGCAGUCCCAGUUCCAACUCCCUACGUGACGAACGCCGCAAGUCAACACCAGUCAAGUCGACACCAGUCCUGCAGAAACGUACAUCAACCGCCUCACUACGCUCCGUCUCAAACCCCACCGGUCCAUCCUCGCCACUCCCCGAUUCGCGACGCUCAUCCGCCAACUUGGCGGGGUCCCCGACCACCGCCGCGUCGCCCGCAAUGUUGCCACCGCGCCUUCUUCCCCAGGGACCCACAGCAGCUUCGAUCGCGGCGGAGCAUUUCCAGAAGGAAGUUGAUCUGCAUCAAACGGAGGAUCUACAGUCCAAGACGGUCGUUAUUGUUCACGAUGCCUGCUACGGCCACCGGUUCUCGCGCCCCCGAACAACUAGAAACCACCUCGCCGCUAUCGUUGAGAGGCCAGAGCGCAUGCGGGCCUGUGUUGUUGGUAUCGCUGCGGCGUAUGUUCGGCUCGGCCGUCGUCAUAUCGGGGGACCGUAUGCGCCGCAUCCUAACCUGAAUAUCUUUACUCUGCCCCCACCAUUCCAAAUCCGCAAGACGGGCCGGACCCUCCUGCUUUCAGAUACCGCUGUUACCAACGUCCAUGGUACGCAAUGGAUGUCUGAUUUGAAUAGUAUGUGUGGAGUUGCGGAAUCUCGCCUCGCCCUGACUGGGAAGGAGCUUGUUCGACCGCCCGUUGAAGGUGGAGAUGCAGUCACUGAUCAGAAACCUCCUCCCCUUCACGAGGGAGAUCUGUACCUCUGCUCCGAAUCAUUGAGUGCAUUCCAAGGCGCAUUGGGCGGGGUUUGUGAUGGGAUCGAUACAGUUCUCGGUUCAGGCCCGACGACCCGGGCCUUCGUCUGUAUUCGACCACCCGGUCACCACUGUUCAUCUGAUUUCCCUUCCGGCUUUUGUUGGAUCAACAAUGUUCAUGUUGGAAUCUCCUAUGCGGCAACAAACCAUGGUCUCACGCAUGCUGCUAUCCUCGACUUCGAUCUCCACCACGGCGACGGCUCGCAAGAGAUUACUUUUGACCAUAACCACAAAGCAUUGACGCCGCCGCGAAAUCAGUCCGCGUACGAGAAAGCAGCUAUUGGAUACUACAGUCUACACGAUAUCAACUCUUACCCCUGCGAAGACGGCAAUCCGGAGAAAGUGCGUAAUGCUAGUGUGUGUGUUGAUGGAGCGCAUAAUCAAUCUAUCUGGAACGUGCACUUGCAGACAUGGGUGACCGAGGCCGAGUUUUGGAAUCUGUACGAAACACAAUACAUGACCUUGAUAGACAAGGCACGGAAUUUCCUUCGUGCCCAUACCAAGCGCCUUUCUGAAAUUCCCUUUGGACCUCCACCUAAGGCAGCUAUCUUCAUUUCUGCAGGUUUUGAUGCGAGCGAAUGGGAAGGGUCGGGCAUGCAGCGGCACAAGGUCAAUGUACCGACUGAGUUUUAUGCACGAUUCACAGCUGACGUUGUGCGUAUGUCUGAAGAGGAGGGCCUUGGUGUUGACGGGCGUGUGAUUAGUGUCCUGGAAGGGGGCUACAGUGACCGCGCCUUGAGCAGCGGUGUCCUCAGCCAUAUAUCUGGACUGGGAAGUGCGACAGAUGGAUUACAGUCUCAAUACGUCAAGUCUGAAACAGCUAGCCAGGAUGUUCUUUCUGCUCUCGAGCACCUUUCUGUUCAGGAGGGGUACGACAAGGAGUGGUGGUCUCCGAGCAUGCUGACCGAGUUAGAGAUGCUCAAUCUGCCCCCGGCCAAGGAUGAAAGGGAGAAAGCGAUUGAACACCAGCUGCCUCCACUCCCAGAGGUCGGAUGGGCAACGGCAGCCCAUGAGCUGUCGAAAGUCCUGAUUCCCGAGAAUCGACAAACAACCAGCUACCGAGCUGAAGAGCUCAACGCUGAGGCAUCCCGACAACGACGUGAUCGCCAGAUUGCAUUGGACGGUGGUGUCAAUCCUGCUAUCGUUCCGCCGCCUCCUCCGGCUCCCAUUGAUGAGAAGCGCCAGCUGCGUGUACGCAAAAAUAAAUCCCCAACUCCUUACUCACCUCGCCCCGCCACUCCUCGCCAACAAGCCAUGCGUAAGAAUCGACGAACAACAAUCGAUGGCAACGACCUACCCAGUCCUUCGGGAGAGUCCCCUUCCGUGGAUGCGAGCCGCAGAAAAAGUGUUAGUGGGGUGGCGCCUAUCGAGAUAGGCAAGUUGGAAAGCUCUGCCAAUCCAACCAGGAGAGCAUCCUCGGCCGCAUCAAUGAAAUCCGCUACAGGGACUGUCACCGGCCUCCGAAAAUCAAACAGCUCCCGACCUGCAACCCCCAAACGAUCUGCAAGCCCCCGCAAGGCUCCACCUGUUCCCAAGGUCCCAAAUGCUUUCCUUCCAUCCAAGCUGUCGGACCAGGUCCCACCAUCCGAUGAUGUGGAGAAUCUAACGUCGGGGCUUCGGAAGAUAAAACUAGUUAUGCCCUCGCCUGAGGAACAAGCAGCGCGUGAAAAGCAAGCUGCAGCAGACGGAAAAUUGUCCCGUGGAAGUCGCACUCUCAAAUCUCCACGUUCCCCUCGAAAGAGCAGCAGCACCAGGACAGCACGCGGUCGAGGUACUCGCACUGAGCCUUCAUCCAGCAUGUCACCCCCAGCUCUCCCCGAUCCAACCAUUGGACUGGGUAUGCAAGACAAUAUCGCAACGACCGGCGCGACGUUCGUCAGCGCAGGAGCUGUCGGCGCGGAGGCUAUCAGCGUAGGGGAAUCGAGACCUAAUCCAACGCCGGCAGUCUCAUCGCCAUGGGAAGGAGCCAGAGUGGAAACAGAAACAAGCAUCGCAGACCCAAUCUUCCCGGCCUCCGUACCAACAGAAGUUCUAACUCCUUCGAUGCGACCCACAUCCAUGCCCGCCGCAGAAUCAAACUACAUCUCAGCUGGCAUGCCAUCGCCACACACGCCCGAAAUCGCAAUGGUCUCAAGCGCUUCGGUUAAGAACUCUGUCUCACAUGCAAGAUCCAUGUCACAUGGAAGAUCUGUCUCGAAUACAUUUUCUCCAGCAGCAACGACAGCCGCACAGACGAAGCAGGGUCUACCUGUUUUCACGUCCACCAGUCCUAUCCCUUUUGCCACGGAGUUUUCUCAAAAUCAAAAUCCGCUACAGCAACAAGCGGCCCAUAAUGCCAAAGCUAAAGCCCAGGCUCAAGCUCAAGCUUUGCAUGUAUCACACCCGCGCCACGAUCCUAACCAGCAUAUCAUCAGCGAUGAUGAUAGUCCGCUUGGUCCGCCGCCUAUUCCUCAUAAUUUUCAACAGAAUCGGCGGUUUUACUCGCAGUGA